AUGGCCAAACGUCUUUCCAAUAAACAGAAGAAGAAGCUCAGGAAGUUGGUUAUUCAUGAUGACUCAAUGGAUGACGAAGUUGUUUAUGAGUAUCCAAUUCGUGAUGAUCAAAUGGGCCAUUCGUCACCUGUGAGGGAUUCUCCACUCAAGUUGAAUCUCGAGGCGACUGGAAAUCCUGAUGGCUCUUUGGAAACUUCUAAAGUAGACACACCCAUCAAUCCAUGUGAACAAACGAAGACGUUUACUCCUGAGAAGGCUAAAGUCAUACCACCUGAAGUGUCGAAUGUCGAAUUAUUUCAUGAGAAGGUUCGCACUCUAGGAAUCACUGCAAACAUAUCUCAUAUGGACGCAAAUGUCAAUAUGUGUGAGGCAGUCUCGAAUACUGCUAGCCAAGGUAACCCUUCUUUUGUUUUCUCAUCUACCUUUGAAACACCACUUGUUGAUAAAUUGGUUUCUUUACCUCCAUUUAUUCUUCCUACUUCAACCAAAUCACCUACAUCAACUCAUGCACCUACUUUUGAUAAUAUCAUGUCACAACCCAUUACUUCAUUAUUUCCAUCCCAAUCCACUGAAUGUCCCAAAACAGUUAAUGAUGAUGAAACUGGUGAUGGUGGGUUUGUGGGUUCUUUUGAUGUUAUUGAGUUUGAUCCUAAUGAGGAGGACAUUCCUGAUCACAUGCUGAUGUCAGGGAAGCAAUUUAAGAUUCUGAAUCAAAAGCUUAAUUCAUUAUGA
This is a messenger RNA of Lactuca saligna, 732 nucleotides long. The record is from the annotation of a GenBank genome assembly. Lineage: Eukaryota; Viridiplantae; Streptophyta; Magnoliopsida; Asterales; Asteraceae.